This is a messenger RNA of Acanthaster planci (crown-of-thorns starfish), 5559 nucleotides long. RefSeq names its product adenosine receptor A3-like. NCBI's taxonomy places the organism in Eukaryota, Metazoa, Echinodermata, Asteroidea, Valvatida, Acanthasteridae. The record is from RefSeq and is a predicted model, not a curated record. Gene Ontology annotation, molecular function: G protein-coupled receptor activity. Gene Ontology annotation, cellular component: plasma membrane. Gene Ontology annotation, biological process: G protein-coupled receptor signaling pathway.
CAGAUCGUUCACCAGUACUUACUGUGCACGUUAAGUUGAACCAGUUGCCAUACCUCUAUUCCUAUAUGUUCAGAGAACGGCUCGUAGGUACAGCCCAUGAGAACGCAGCGUCGUCAUUUAGGGUCUGAGUGCUGUUUUCAUUUCGUUUGGACUUUGAAACUGGACACCAGGCGCUGAAGAGAGGAGUACAGACACUCUAUCAGCGUCAUACUAUUCGUAGGAUGCCCAGAAUUGGGAAAAGCGAAUACAGCGACAGCAGUUUGGCUCAGAAGAACUCCUUGGUUUUAUGGUAGCUGCAAGAUGAGGAGAGGCGUCUCACUGGUGAUAUAGGGAAGAUCACGUAUCAUCUUUUGAUCAAUGAACGGGUCUGCGUGCGCUCCAAAUUGGCGUUACGGGACCCCUUCAUCAGAUGUAGUCGAUCUUGUGUUCGGCAUAUGAGCUUGUUGUUUCAAGAAGCAAAGGCACGGGUGGCUAGAAUGCUGGAACGCAGUGCUGCACAUCUUGCUUUUGGAAACUGGCGAGGAUUAAUCAUCUUCAGUACUUGGAACAGUGGCUGGAUUUUUCAUCACUCUAGAUGAAGUAUGGCCUGAAAAACGAUCACCCUGCAUAUGGAAUAAAUAUUUGAAAUGAACUUCUUAAUCAACCGGCAACAACUUAGCAAACACAGCCUACCAGCAAGAGAUAAAGCUCUGGCUCUGCUGCAUACCGGCAACAAUUUAGCAAACACAGCCUACCAGCAAGAGAUAAAGCUCUGGCUCUGCUGCAUGGAUCUCAACCUAGACUGGGUGUUGUGAAAUUUAAAGUAGCUUUAUUCGAUAAAGUGAUUAUGUCAAGAAUUUGUGAGGGAUGUAAUUUGCUUGCGCUCCGCAGUGGCGAAGGGAUAAUACGUUGAAGUGGCACUCGGAGUGAAGGCUAAUGUGUUUGUUCGCUCCAACUGCACAAGACCGAUGGAGCGUCUAAUGGUGCAUGAUUGCAAUAAUGUUAUGGUAGAAGCGGCAGUAAGCUUGUAUAGUUGACGGUGUGAUGUGCCGUCGACGGAGAUGCGGAGGGCAAGCUUAAUAUGUGGCACUCCUAGAAGGUUGUACCAAGAAUGGCAUACCGUGAGGGCCAGGGAUUGGAACAACAGUUUAGCCCGAAGAGACCCGAGACUGAUCUGUCUGGUGCACUAAGCUUGACCGUGGAAGCAGUGACACUAAUCGGAAAUAUCUUCCCCACUUUAGUGGCGUUUAAGCUGAAGAGGCAAGCCGAACGCACCGCAACCGAUCUCCUGAUCGGCUCUUUAGCAGUGACGGACAUUAUGGCUGUCUUGAUGCCUCUACCGGUAUCUUUACCCAGCUUUAUAGCCCAGGAUUCAUGGACUGGUGGCAAAAGUGCCUGCUUGUAUUAUCAGUUCAUGGUCUUCUGGCUACAGAACAGUGCCAUGCUGCUGGUAACAGCUAUGGCUCUCGAGCGUUUUUUGGCCAUCUGUCUGCCUAUGCGGUAUAAAAGAUGGACAACAAGAACUCGCGUACGGAUUACAAUAGCCUUUGUCUACAGCUUCGCCUUUCUAAUUUCAUGCCUUCCAUUCUUCGGUCUAGCACCCCCUGUAGUGCUGGUGAAGGGUGACGAGAACACUGACUCCUCCAAAGCUCUUUGCCGGUCUUGGAUAUCCUCGGGACCAGACCACUGGCACCAAAGUAUAUUUCCAAUGGUAUUAAUACUGGAAGGUUGGAUCACCAUGGUCUUGGUAUUAAGUUUAAACACUUGCAUCAUUCGGCGACUGACAAGAUUCAGAAGACGAUUAGAAUCGUCCGUAAUUACCUGUCCGAUGAGGCCGAAGGAUAGGCAAGCUGAGACAAAUUGUGACGGUGCAGGGGAAGCGGUGGCCAGCCCGUCUUCAUGCACUGUCGAUGGACGCUCCCUACGGGAAUUCUCCAAGCUAGUUAUCGCGGUUACAGUUCUGUUCUAUUGCACCUGGCUUCCUGUCAUGGUUGUCAUGACGCUGACGCAGUCUGGUGUGGUUGUCAGUCAACUGGUGGCAGUCUAUGCCGUAAUGAGCACAACCCUCAAUGGACUGCUGAAUCCAUUCGUGUAUGGAGCCCUCAGUCGACAAUACAGACAGGGCUAUUUCAGCCUGAUCAACAGCCUUUGGGCACUGUGUGGCGUGCACGGGAAAUGCAAAAGAUGUGUGUCCUCUGAUGCUGAAUCCGAAACUCAACAACAAAGUAACACUUCAUCGUACAAACAAACCACGCAUACCUCGUCAAAAUGCAUUAAUAUUACCGUCAACAACACGCCAGAUGAGCAACCACAUCAAACAAAGAAUGUGAAUCGAAAGGAAACAUCUUUAUGAAAAUUGGGGGGUGUGGUUGAGUGGAAGAGUUUAGUUGGAUGAGGGCACUAAUGCUCAAGGAAAGCUCCACCCGUUCUUGGACGGAAAUCAUACGGGAGCCUUCAUUUUAUAUUUUGUGCUUGAAAUGAUAUCAUUAUUACUGGUUUCACAUUGAUUGCUUUAUCACGCGCACCUUUAUGUAUUUUGGCAUUAGUCAGUUCCACAUACUAGUGACCAUGUGGUUUAUGCUUGCUAUUUCGAUUUUCAUUACACGGUUGCAUCAAACCUAUACAUUUAGGCACAGGGGAAAUAAGGAUGUCAAAUCUACUGAUAUUUAUCCUGAAGAUCACGCCACAAAUCGUAGUUCGGCAGGAUUCCAUAAGCUUCCUUUUCCAAAUAACCUACCUUCCACUGCUCAACUGAUGUAAGUCGAAAAUAAUUCCCUUUUUCUAAUCAAUUUUUGCCAGGCAGGAGGAUGAUCUUCUUAGCAUUAAUGCAAAUCUUCAUGUCUACAACUUAUUUUCAAUCCAAGAAGAGCUACAGGGAAGGUGUACUGAGAAUUGCAUGCACGGAUUAAAAAUGAAGAUGAUGACUGCCAUGGUGUGGUUGAAUUUGAUUGGCGAUGUGUGACAGCUGUAAAGAUAUGGACGGUGAUAAUGAGAGUAGUGGUACUGGCAGUGAUAACACUUUAUUACGGUUUCAAUAAGGACGGCUGUUUACUGUCAUAAGGGCUAUGAGAACACGUAUGAUAGUAAUGAUAAUGGUGACUGUGAUGUAAAUAGCCAUGCAGAUACAUAAUGUCUUCAAUUCUUGUUUGUUUUUAAGACAAACGGAUGAAUAUCAACUUUACAGAGCUCCUAAGCAGAAAGCCUUGUUGGGUAAAAUUAUGUGCUAAUCAAAACCAAACCAUACGCCAUUUUUGUAUUAGGCCUAUAUCACGCAGUAUUUUGCUAGUAACCUGUUUUGGGCAUGGGCAAAACCUUUCUAUGAAAAGCAAAUUUCUCUGCAAAGCAGCUCCAUGAUACUAGCCCCGGCAAUGUUGAAUGGGUCUGUGCACGAAAUAAUAUAAUUGUAUGUAAUUGAUGGCACAUGUAAGUACGCUGGUGAAAUGUCACGAGAAUUAUUAUGCGGUGAGAUUGAAAAUAAGGCCAAAGACAAGGCAAUAAAGGAUUGUGCAGCGAGAACAUCAGUGGGUGGUGUAGGGAAAGUGCAGAAAGGAUUAAGCAAGUGAAGAGGUUUUAUGUAUAAUGUAAGACCAGUUGAAAUGCGGUAAAGAUUAACGUUUAAUAAGAAGAUGGUAUAUAGAUGUAAAUGAAGACCGAAUGAAAAGCAGUCACUUUCAUGAAUAAAUGGAUUGCUUUCAAGAUCUCCUGGCUUACUUCUAGAUAAACACUUGUGUCGCACUUUAGUUUCCACAGACACAUCAUAAGUGCUACAACAAGAUAGGUAUGGCUGAUGCCAAGUUCUGUUUACAGUCUUUCGCCCCCGCAAAAUUAUUUUCUUUCUCAGCCAGUUUGGAAGCUUACUGCGGUACGACGUGAUUGAUUUGGAAGAGGGCACGGAGUCUAUGUGGUGAGUCUUUCGAGAAAGUGAUAAAUGAUAGGCGAAUAAUUGCAAAACAAACAGACAGAGGGAGCUUAAGAACAACAGCAAAGACUAGAUGCAAGGAUAGGCAUGACGAUAGCCAAAUUGAGGGGAUAUCCUUAAACAAAUGUUGACGCGAUUGUGUGAAGUUGAAAAUGUGUCAGCAAACAAAGUAGAAGAUAAUACACCGUCCUGAAAUUUUUUAACAAGUUCACAAAACUUUUGUUCAGCAAAAACCCAAGUCCCCAAGAUCUCGUGAUUAGACAUGUGCAAGUUUUUUUUCUUUUGCAAAUGUGAUAACCUGACCGGCAAGAUAAACUUUAAUCUGCCUGGACAUUAACAUUUGGCGGUGACACUGUUGCAUGGGAAACCCUCCCAACAGAUGCCUGCAGCCUGAGCGAUAUUGGAAGAGAUACAUAGGGCGGAAAUGAAAGAGAACAGGCCUACGACUAAAGAAAAUGAGGCAAAAGGGUUCUAAAUAGCAGCGUCGAAAGAAUGGAGGUAGUAGACAUGGGAAACUGUUUGAUUAUAGAAAAUUAGAAGGGAGAUUGUGCGCGUGAGGACGGUGGUGACAGUAAACAGACCUCGAUCAUGACGAACAGCGAUAGCUGUCCGCAAUUACUGCUGGGGAUAAUGAGAAAAUGAAGACACGAGGGAAGGAUCACUGUGUCCAGUUCGUAAGUGACUUCGUCAAAAAGGCGGACGCGACACGAUUUUUUAGGCUCCCGUUGGACAAUUGCUGACGUUGCGCGUUAACUUCCAGUUCCAUGGUUCCAUGUAAACGGCGAUCAAUGCAUGUAACCCUGUGUGCAGUGCAUGUGCAGUGGGCGUGGUUAAAACGGAAGUGACGUCACACUUACGAACCAGAUUCUGAUGAGGGAGAUGAUGAUGAUCUAUGGUAUAAGGAGAACCGAUGAGAUGCGUUGGGGGUUUAUGUCUUAAGACAGUGUGACCAUCUUGUUUCAACAUUAUAAAAGACGUGAUGAAUAAAAAGGUUCGAAGAAACUGACAGUCGUGAGAAGCUUUUAAAUUGUGCAUUGGGCGAUGAGCAUGUAUAAGCCUAAGUUGUUUUGACCCUAUAUAUGUAGUUUCCAAACUUAUCAUCGGUUUGUGCUGGGACCCUCAACAUUCUGUCAGACAGACUUCAAUGGUAAAAUGUAAAGAUGAGGAUGUUGAAGAGUUGAAUUUCUUAAUGUGGUAUUGAAGGUUAUGAGGACAACGUGUUCUAGCGACGAUGAUUAAAUAAGUGGUGGUGAAGAAGGAAGUAAGGGAGAUGCUGUCCCUGAUGAUGGCAGGUGUGGUACUAGUGGUGAUGGUGAGGGUGUCAAUCGUGAUGUGGUAUGGCGACAGAAGCAACGAUCAAUUUAAUAACAAACAUGAGUUAGUGGUGGCUGUGGUGAGAGUGUAAACUGAUGGGCUGAUUAUGUUAACAGUGAUAAUGAUUAUGAUUUGCGAUGGCGAAAACAAGUAUAGUGAGGUGGUGAUUGUGGUGGUGGCGGCGGGUGUUAUGUGGUUAUAGAUUAAGUUACGUCUGUUGAAUUCUGCAAUAGCCAUGUCUGGUUUACAAUGCUUUUAUAUCCGUUAUGUUCCAUCUUUGCUGGGUCAAUGUUUCGACAAUUUUGUGCAGAACGAAACGACAAUAAAUACCACAAUGAAUGAACUUA